Molecule: messenger RNA, 10976 nt
Organism: Protopterus annectens (West African lungfish)
Lineage: Eukaryota; Metazoa; Chordata; Ceratodontiformes; Protopteridae
Product: mucin-2-like
Exons: 50
Coding region: 1-9669 (3222 amino acids)
Cellular component (GO): extracellular matrix
Molecular function (GO): protein binding
Source: RefSeq, a predicted model, not a curated record
AUGAUCAAAAUUAUUGAGGGGAUUACUCAGAUUGUUUUUUCAAAGUGGCUGGCUACAUUCAGUACUAGAGAUGUACACACAGAGACAGGGGACAAGUAUUACCUAUCCAAUUUUAUUGGAUAUGAUGGAAAACCACAUGACUGCAUGGCAGAUAUGGAAAAGCCAGAUAAGUCACCAUUAAAAGCAGAUCGUGACCACCACAUUCUGACCAUGUAUAUGGAUGGUGCCCGAUUCUGGAAUGACAAGAAAUAUUAUACUGAAUUUGCAGUAGUGACUCUGAAGAAAGGAGACAAACUGGUUCUAGUCAAAUUACCAGGAUACAUAACAAUGGGCAAGAUGAAAGCAAAUUCAAGGGUACCUCUGUGGAUCCUAGCAUUUCUAAUUUCAUACUGCAUUGAAGCAAAUGGCCAAGGAUUUGAAGAUGGAAGCAUGGUCACCAUUAUUCCUUCAAUGACACCAACUGUAAUCAUAACAAGUGUGAAUCCAGCUCAUAACAACCUUGUAUGCAGCACAUGGGGUAACUUCCACUUCAAGACAUUUGAUGGUGAUAUUUACCGAUUCCCUGGGAUAUGCAACUAUAUUUUUGCAUCUCACUGCAAGGCCGUGUAUGAGGAGUUCAACAUACAGUUAAGAAGAAUAUUGAUUAAUGACGUUCCUGUCAUUCAGUACGUCACCAUGAAACUAGAUGGUAUCUUUAUCAAGCUGAUGCAAUCAAAUGUAUCCAUCAACAAUGAACAGAUUCAGCUGCCAUACAGCCAGUCUGGAAUUAUGAUCGAGAAAAAUAAUGCAUACAUCAAUGUUAAAUCAAAACUGGGCAUACUUUUUAAGUGGAACAUGAAUGAUGCAGCUAUGCUUCAACUGGACAGUAAAUAUAUGAAUCAAACUUGUGGACUUUGUGGGGAUUUCAAUGGUAUCCAAAUAUACAAUGAGUUUGUAUCAAAUGACGUGCUAUUAAAUCCAAUAGAGUUUGGAAACCUUCAGAAGAUGGAUGGCCCAACAGAACAGUGUGAAGACCCUAUCCCAAUCACACCAUCGAACUGCAGUGACUAUAGAUCAGAAUGCCAGAAUUUUCUGACAGAUGCAGUGUUCGGUGACUGUAACGCAUUUGUGGAUGUUGGCCCAUAUGUACAGUCCUGUAUAUUAGACAUGUGUAACUGUGUAGAAUCCUCAAAUAACUGUAUGUGCAGUGUUGCAACGGAAUAUUCUAGGCAAUGUGCCCAUGCUGGAGGGGAACCCAAGAACUGGCGAACCAACAACUUCUGCACCCAGCAAUGUCCAUUUAACAUGCAAUAUCAGGAAUGUAACAUCCCUUGUGUCAAUACAUGCUCAAAUCAGGAGAGGAGCCAGACAUGCGAUGACCACUGUUCAGAUGGUUGUUAUUGUCCUCCAGGAAUGAUUUAUGAUGACAUUAACAACAGUGGAUGUGUGCCAGUCAGUAACUGUCCCUGUACCCACAGUGGUACCACAUACCUACCUGGUGAAUCAUACACAAAUAACUGUCAACAAUGUGUUUGUACCGGUGGUCAGUGGGAAUGUGUGGAGCUCCCUUGUCUAGCUACAUGCGCUGUAGAAGGUGGUUCUCAUGUCAAUACCUUUGAUGGGAAACUCUACCAGUUUCAUGGCCAGUGUUACUAUCUGUUGUCUUCAGACACUGACAACACAUUCUCAUUGCUGGGUGAACUACGCCAAUGUGGAGUUACUGAAACAGAAAGCUGCCUUAAGUCCAUUACAUUGGUUUUGCCUGGAGGAGAUAUAGUAAGUGAAAUAAUACAAAUAUACUCCUCUGGCACUGUGCUUGUAAAUGGAAUUUUAACCCAGCUACCUUUGUCUGCAGCCAAUGUUGUGAUUUUCAGACCAUCCUCCUUUUACAUAAUCCUACAGACAUCAUUUGGCCUUCAGGUUCAAAUCCAGCUUAUUCCAGUCAUGCAGGUUUUUAUUAAUGUGGAUGCCAAGUAUAAGGGAAAAUUAACUGGUCUCUGCGGCAACUAUAACGAUGUUCAGAGUGACGAUUUCACAGCAAUCGCUGGUGUCAUAGAGGGGACUGCAGCUUCCUUUGUCAACUCAUGGAAAGUACAGUCAAAUUGCCCUGAAAUCAAAGACAGCUUUGAGAAUCCUUGCUCCAGCAGUGUUGAAAAUGAAAAAUAUGCCCAGCACUGGUGUUCCUUGCUGAUUGACAAAAAUGGGGUAUUUAGCUCCUGCCAUUCUGUGAUUGAUCCAGCAGAAUAUCGGAAGAACUGUAUGUACGACAGUUGCAACUAUGAGAACAGCGAAGACUACAUGUGUACCGCUCUCUCUUCUUAUGUGCAAGCCUGUGCAGCCAAAGGCGUCAUGCUGACUGGAUGGAGAUCUGAAGCUUGCAGCAAAUACACUACAACAUGUCCCCAAUCAAUGACAUAUUCAUACUCUGUGACAUCUUGUCAGCCAUCUUGCCGAUCUCUGAGUGAUUCAGACAUUACCUGUGAUAUUACGUUUGCACCAGUUGAUGGCUGUACCUGUGCAGAAGGAACUUUCCUGGAUGACAGUGGUAAAUGUGUUCCACAGGCCAGCUGCCCUUGCUAUUUUAAAGGAUCCUCAAUACCAUCUGGGGAAAUUAUUAACCAGAAUGGUGCCAUGUGCACAUGCAACAAUGGAAAGCUGAACUGUAUUGGAAAUGGAGUUGUUCUUCCAGAAUGUCAGCCCCCAAUGGUCUACUUUGACUGCAAAACUGCUACUUCCGGGAAAACUGGUGCAGAGUGUCAGAGGAGUUGCCAGACACUUUCAAUGGAAUGUUUUAGUACAGAGUGUGUAUCUGGCUGCGUGUGUCCUAAUGGACUCAUUCUUGAUGGUCAAGGUAGAUGCAUUACAGAGGAAAAGUGUUCUUGUGUACACAAUGGCAUUAUUUAUAACCCUGGGGAGACCGUCGACAUCGGAUGCAAUACAUGCACAUGUAUAAAAGCUAGAUGGUCUUGCACGAACUUACCCUGCCAAGAGACUUGUGCUAUCUAUGGAGAGGGGCAUUAUAUUUCCUUUGAUAAACGUCGUUUUAACUUCAAUGGAAACUGUGAAUAUGUCCUGACACAGGACUAUUGUACUAACAAUCCUGAAAAUGGAACUUUUCGAGUAAUCACAGAGAAUAUCCCAUGUGGAACCACUGGGACCACUUGUUCAAAGGCUAUCAAACUCUUUCUGGGGAACACUGAACUGAAGCUUUCAGAUGGAAGUGUUGAAGUGAUUAAAAAAGACUUCGUUGUUGAUGCACCUUAUCAGAUAUAUAGCAUGGGAAUCUAUUCUGUUAUCGAAGCAGAAAAUGGCAUGGUCCUCAUGUGGGACAAGAAGACGAGCAUGUUCAUCAAACUUAAUCCAUCUUUCAAGGGUGAGGUUUGUGGUCUGUGUGGUAACUACGAUGGAAAUGCAAACAAUGACUUUACCACCAGAGGGCAGUCUAUUGCAGUUGAUGUGCAGGAGUUUGGAAACAGUUGGAAAGUUUCUCCCAGCUGCCCUGAUGCAGACAUUACAAAGGAUCCCUGUUCUGCUAAUCCAUACAGAGAAGCCUGGGCACAAAAAAAGUGCAGCAUACUGAUAAGUAAUGAGUUUUCAACGUGUCAUAACCAGGUGGAUCCCUCACAAUACUAUGACUCCUGUGUCCAUGAUGCCUGUGCCUGCGACACUGGUGGAGACUGUGAGUGUUUCUGUACUGCUGUCGCUGCUUACGCAGCUGCCUGUAAUGAAGCUGGUGCUUGUGUUGCUUGGAGAACUCCUGAUGUUUGUCCUUUGUUUUGUGAUUACUACAAUCCUUCAGAUGAGUGCAACUGGCAUUACAAAGCUUGUGGAGCUCCAUGUAUGAAAACCUGCAGGCACCCAAGUGGUCAAUGCCUCAGCCAGCUACCAGGCCUUGAAGGCUGCUACCCUGAGUGCCCGAUGGAUAAGCCUUUCUUUGAUGAAGAUACAAUGCAGUGUGUGUCUUAUGAGCAAUGCGGUUGUUUUGAUAGUGAUGGAAAUCGGUAUCUGUUUGGAUCGUCUGUGCCUUCUUCCAAAAAUUGUGAAUCAUGCAUUUGCACAAAAGAUGGAAUCAUCUGCAAAUACAGUACAGAAGCUUGUUAUUGCAUUUACAAUAAUGUAACAUACCCAUAUGGCUCAGUGAUUUACAAUACCACAGAUGGCACUGGAGGCUGCAUUAUAGCAAGAUGUGGUGCCAAUGGGACAGUUAACAGAAUAAUAUAUCCAUGCCCUAUUUCCACUACCAUGCCACCUACAACCUAUAGAACAGCGACACCCUCAUCAAGUCAGAUAACUGGAUUUGUUUCAACUAGUACCACAAUUUGUGUCAAAGAAGUUUGCCAGUGGUCUACGUGGUAUGAUGUCAGCUAUCCAGAGUAUGAGAAGAAUGGUGAUGGAGACUUUGAAACAUUUGAAAAUAUAAGGAAACACCAUUAUGAAAUAUGUGACUAUCCAAAAGAUGUGGAAUGCAGAGCUGUUCACUACCCUUCAAUUCCAAUUCAAGAUGUGGGGCAAAGGGUAAUAUGCAACAAUGUAACUGGACUAAUAUGUCACAACAAGGAACAAUUUCCACCAAUUUGUUACAACUAUGAAAUUAGAAUUUUUUGUUGUGACUACAUGCCAUGUGAAGAAACUACAACAUCAGGAGUAUCAACUACCACAUCAAGUUAUACCACCACCAUAAGUAGUACAAUCCAACAUAUAACCACAUCUCCAAAAUUACCAAGUACAGCAGAGUUAACCACAAGUACAAAAUCAACAACUUCUACUGUCCCUACAACUACAAGGGCUACAACAGAAUCAGUAAUAACUCAUAUUGCUCCUACUACAUUUACAAAGGAAGUUGUUACAUCUUCUAUUGUCCCUACAUCUACAGAGAAAGUUGUUACAUCUGAGGUCAUAAUGAGCACAACACCAGUUCCAGCAAGUACCUUAGUUACAGUUGUAUCCACACAAGAAGAAACAGAAUUCACUACAAUUCCAACAUCAAGUGUACCCAAUGUUUUAAGUACUUCAUCAACAUUUGUAACAGAAACACCUAAUGUUAAAACCUUUCCAACUACCAUUGCAACUACAACAUCAAGCAGUACAGUCAAACAUACAACCACAAAAGCACCAACUACAGCAGAAUUUACCACAACUGCUAAACCAACAACAUCCACUAUAUCUCCAAGUACAAGGACAACAACAAAACCAGCGACUUCUACAGUCCCUACUACAUCUACAAAGGAAAUCAUCACGACAUCUGAGGUAAUACUGAGUGCAGCACAAACAAUUCCAGCAAGUACCUCAGCUACAACCGUAUCUACUCAAGAAGCAACAGAAUUCACUAUAGUUUCAGCGACAGUGGUACCUACAGCUUCUACAAGUGUUUUAACAUUAGAAACAGAAACAUUAAGUAGUGAACCUUUUUCAACUAUCACUUCAACUACAACUGCAAGCGAUACCACUAUCAUAAGCAGUACAGACCAGCAUACAACCACCAAAGCACCAACUACAACAGAAUUAACUACAAGUACCAAAGCAACAUCUGCUAUCCCUCCAAGUACAACAGGAGCGAUAACAGAAUCAAGAACAAUGCCUACAGCCACUAGUACGCCUACACAGGAAUCCAUCACAACAUCCGAAGUAAUAGUGACUACAGAACAAAUGACUUCAGCAAGUAGCUCAGCUACAACUGUAUCUACUCAGGAAGUAACAGAAUUCAGUACAGUUCUGACAUCAACAGCACCCACUGCUUCUACAAGUAUUUCAACAUUAGAAACAGAAACAUUAAGUAGUGAACCUUUUUCAACUAUCACUUCAACUACAACUGCAAGCGAUACCACUAUCAUAAGCAGUACAGACCAGCAUACAACCACCAAAGCACCAACUACAACAGAAUUAACUACAAGUACCAAAGCAACAUCUGCUAUCCCUCCAAGUACAACAGGAGCGAUAACAGAAUCAAGAACAAUGCCUACAGCCACUAGUACGCCUACACAGGAAUCCAUCACAACAUCCGAAGUAAUAGUGACUACAGAACAAAUGACUUCAGCAAGUAGUUCAUCUACAAGUCUAUCUACUCAGGAAGUAACAGAAUUCAGUACAGUUCUGACAUCAACAGCACCUGCUGUUUCUUCAAGUAUUUCAUUAACAUUAGCAACAGAAACAUCAGUUGCAACAAGUCAAAGCGCUACAGAAACAGAAGCAUUAUCAUCCACACCAUGGAGCACAUCCAAAUAUAGUACAGCCUAUAGUACAGCAGUGUCACUGCAAACAACAGAAUUUCCAAAAAGUACGACUUUUGUUGUACCAGUAACUCCAGGAAUAGAAACAACCUCUGCCAUAACCACUGCUUCUUCUAGUACAGAGUCUACUGUAACAUCUAGUACAGCUUCUGCAGUGACAAGGACUAAAGGCCCAGUAAGUACAACAAAAGUAGAGAAAUCGACAGAAGAAUCUAGAAUAACAUUUAUAACCCCAACUAUGAGCACAACUGAAGCUAUCACUGAGAUGCAAACAUUCACUCAGACUAAACAAUCAAUACCAGUUACUACAGUGACAACUCUGUCAACAACACAAGUAAUAUCCUCUAAAAUGCCAGAACUUACCUCCACAGCUAUUCCUGAAUCUCUAACUACAAAACAUUCCACAGUUUCAGUGCCUACAUCAUCCUUAGUUAGUUCACUCUCUUCAGUUCCAGCCACUGUGCUCUCCACCAAAGUUAUUUCCACAGCCCAGACAACUACAGGAAACAUUCCAACAUCUUUUCAAACAGAAGAGCCAACACCAUCAAUAUCCACUUUUACUACAAACACAACUCAGAGUACCACAACCACUCCUGCAAUAUCUGUUGUAACAGUACUCCGUCCUUCAACUCCACCACCUAUUUUAACUACUGGUCAUCAAGACAAGAAUACACUUGUAACAACUAGAUAUUCUACUCCAACCAGCACCACCACUGUAAUUCCUAGUUCUACUACACAACCAGUCACAACUGCUCCUCCAACAUUAUUGUUUUCAUCAUCACCGAUUGCUUCAUUUUCUACAACAAGUUCUGAAAAGCCUACAACUUUUAAAUCUACUCAAACUGAAAUGACAUUCUCUACACAAUGCUUCUGUAGUGUGAAUGGGACACUGUUCUCCCCUGGUACCCUCAUAUAUUCCAGCUCAGACAGUGCUGGUUGGUGUUUUUAUGCAUGGUGCAGCAAAACAUGUGAGAUAGAAAGAAAGAUGGAAGAAUGUAAAGGCACCACCAUGACUAGUACUUUAAAGUCUGAAGCAACCCAAAAGGAAUCGACUACCAGUGCCACAACAAAAUCAAGCACAACUAAAGCAAGCACUGCAAAGACAUCGAAACCAGUCACUUCGACAUCCAGCACAAAACCUGCAGGUUGCACUGACCUAAAACCACCACGAGAAUAUGGUGAAACAUGGAAAAUAGACAACUGUACAACAGCAACUUGCAAAGGAUGGAAUAACAUAAUUGUAAAAAAUGUGACAUGCUCCAAUGUACCAUUGCUCAAAUGUGCAAAUGGACGACAACCAGUGAAGGUUUAUGACAGUAAUGGGUGCUGUUAUCAUUAUGAAUGUGAAUGUGUCUGUAGUGGAUGGGGUGAUCCUCACUAUAUUACAUUUGAUGGAACAUAUUACACAUUCCAAGGCAACUGUACAUAUAUUCUAGUGCAACAGAUAACACCAAAGUAUCACAAUUUCCGCAUCUAUAUUGAUAAUUACUACUGUGAUGCACGAGAUGGUCUGUCUUGCCCACGAUCCCUAAUUAUUUUCUAUGGGCCUUCUGUUGUGGUGUUAACACAUCAACUAGUCAAUAAAGGAAUUUCUAGCCAGAUAUAUUUCAACGAUGAGAAAAUUACUCCUGCUUUCCAAAGGAAUGGCAUCAAGAUUUCUACUUCCGGAAUCAACACAAUUGUUGAAAUCGAUGAGCUAGGAGCCUAUAUUUCUUUCAGUGGAAUUAUUUUCACUGUGAUUCUUCCUUUUAGCAGGUUUGGUGACAAUACAGAGGGGCAGUGUGGUACCUGCACAAACAAUGCAACCGAGGACUGUCGCUUACCAGGUGGAAAGAUCGCAUCUUCCUGUUCAGUAAUGGCUGAUUAUUGGUUUGUCUUUGACAAAAAUAAGCCAUACUGUAGACCUCCAACACCUACAUCUACCACAACGCGCCCACCAACUUCAAUAACACCAGCAACAAAAUCAACAUCUCCUACCACUACAACACCCUGCCCACCCUCGCCACUUUGCAAGCUUAUUCUCAGCAGUCUCUUUGCAGAGUGCCACAAAGUAGUUCCUCCCAAUCCAUUCUUUGAAGCCUGCCAUUAUGAUCACUGCCACAUGUUAAAUUCCACAGUGGAUUGUUCCAGUUUGCAAAACUAUGCUACAAUGUGUCUCCAAGACCGCAUCUGCAUUGACUGGAGAGGGCAUACAAAUGGGUCAUGCUCAAUCGACUGCCCUCCAAGCAAGGUGUAUGAAGCCUGUGGACCUAAGGUUCAACCAACUUGCAACUCAAGGUACAAUGACAAAUUUAUAGAAGAUGAUGAUGAUGGAAGAAUUGAGGGAUGUUUCUGCCCAGAAGGAACAAUUCUCUUCAACUCAUAUUCUGACCUUUGUGUUGAAACGUGCUACUGUACUGGGCCUGAUGGAAUGCCUAAGAAGCCAGGAGAAACAUGGCAAAGUAACUGUAACGACUGUGUUUGUGAUAACAACACAAUGAGUGUGAGGUGUGAGACUCACUUUUGUCCUACUAUAAAACCAAAGGAGUGCUUUGAUGAGGGAUUUGUGCCUGUCCUCAAACCCGAUCCUGCAGAUUCAUGCUGUAAGGUUUAUGAAUGUGACUGCAAUUCAACCUCCUGCUCUUAUGAACCAAAGACCUGUGAUCUAGGAUUCCAGAGAGAGACUAAGAUACCUGAAGGAAAAUGCUGCCCAGUAGAUGAAUGUGAAUUACAAGCUGUUAUGCUGAGUGAACAUGACAAAACACCUGAGGCUGUUGUCCCCAAAGAUACUUGUGAAAUCUGUGUUUGUACCUCAGAUGUGGAUCCAAGUACCAUGUUGCAUGAAAUUUCAUGUGCACCUCAGUUGUGUACAAUACAUUGUGACCCAGGCUUUGAGUAUCAGGAAGUACCUGGACAGUGCUGUGGAGAAUGUAUUCAAACACAGUGUGUAGUUUUCCUGCCUGAUAGCUCCAUCCAUCUACUUAAGCCAAAUGAGACUUGGGUAGCACCAGCGGAUAACUGCACUGAAUAUGAAUGUGCUGUAAUGGACAAUGCAUUUAUUACAAUCACAAACAAGAUAGUUUGUCCUCCAUUUGACCCCAAGGAGUGUGUACCGGGUUCAAUUCAACUGACUCCAGAUCAGUGCUGUAAAAUCUGCACUCCAACACCAAAGAACUGUGAACUUCAUUCAAGAGUCAACUACAUCAGCCAAAAUGGAUGCCAGAGUAAAGAACCAGUUAAUAUAACAUCUUGCCAGGGGACUUGCGGCACAUACUCUAUGUACUCUGCUGAAGCUAACAAGAUGGAACACACUUGUUCAUGCUGUCAGGAAGUCAAGACUCACAAUGAAACUAUUGUUUUGGCCUGUCCUGAUGAAACUACAAUUGACUAUUCCUAUAUCUUUGUUGACAAAUGUGACUGCCAGGAUAUAACAUGUGGAGACCUCUAUGGACAUAGCCCUUCUAAGAAGAAAAAGGCAAAUUAAUUUCAACAGACAAGAAAGAGACUGUAAAUAUGAGGUUACUUAUCUAAUGCCAGCAUUGCCUGUACUUUAAUGAAUUGUGAUUUUGUUUUCAAGUUAUCUUAUGCUAUUAUUGUUGUUCAGAUUCAGUGUUGCAUAGCAAAUGGUUAACAUUUUCAUUGUGUAGAUAGUGGUAAAUAUGUUUCUGCCAUCUUUUGAAACUAUUGUAUUUUAAGGUAUAUAAAGAUAAUAGAUAGUAUAUAAAGAUGUAGAUAUUUUCAGAAAAUGCAUCAGAGUUGUGGAGAAAGUUGCAUUUUUAUUUUCAGUGGAAAGGCCAUGUAGUUAAAUUUUUCCGAUCUAUAAUGUUUUUCAUCACUGACCAUAACUGUAUGAACAGGUCAGGUACAUUCAGUUGUAAAACAUGAUAUGCUGUUAGAUUUUUGCUGUAUAUGGAGUUACCGUAUACAUCUGCAGAUCCACCUAUAAACAUAUCCCUUAAACAUUUGGUUGCAUGGAUCAUCCUGUAUACAUGCCAACACACUUCAUUUGUUAGAAUACUUCCUUUCCACUUGAAAUCAUUAUUCUUGGGAGUGUAGAAUCAGUUGUUUUAGGGUAAAAGUCCAUUAUCCUGUUAUAGAAUGUGUUACAACAGGGUGUUCUUGUAUUUUACUGAACUAAUGGAGGCAUGAAAUGAUUUCAGCCAUUAAAAGGGAAGUCAGUGUCAUCAAUGACUCUACUGUAAGUCUUCAGAACUGAUGGUGACCUUUAACACAUUCCUCUGACCUCGACUAAUACAUUCCUCUGACCUCAUGCAAAUCAUGCGAUAUUGUAGCAUUUCCCACUGAUAUUCGUGUGCAGUACACAGGGAGAAAUCCAAACUGUUCAAGAGCUUUUCUUAACCAAACUGUGCAUACCAAGUUUCUGUAGACUGUGGUUCCAUUCUGAACAGAGAAUUAAUAGUCUAAUUGAGUAAUAGACUUUUAUGAAUUAGCACCAAAUAUGAAAGGAUGCUUAACAGAAAAACAAUAUUACAGCAAUCAUGAUCUUAUACAACUAAUGCAUACAUGUUAAAGGAGUAGCAAUAAAAGUACAACAUGGAAGGGUGUGCUUUAAAAAAAACACAUGAAGAUCAAAAACACCACAGAGCUCAGCUAUCACCAAAAUGUGCUUAUAUUUUUAUUAAUAUCUCUAGCACUUUAAAGUACUUUGAAGUUACAGGUUUUAACAAAUUUUCUUUUCUGGAUGCCAUCUGGCCAUUUUACUAGUUUAAUUUUUUGUUUGUUUGUUUUGGUUAACUACUUCAUAUAAGAAUAUGUUGGCAUUGCUAAUGA